UACGAUCAGGCAGGAUACUUACUUGUUGACAUGUCGAAAGUAGCAUCAACCUCCACUGGGGACACUCGUCAAGUAUCCUCAGAGGACAGCAAGUUAAAUCAAAAGACAAAGGAUGAUAACCAAGAGUUCUUGCUCAAGGUCCUCAUUCUCUCGAUACUCUAUGUGUUGGCUUUCUCUACACGUUUAUUCUCAGUACUUCGCUAUGAAUCAGUGAUCCAUGAGUUUGAUCCAUACUUCAACUUCCGCACAACAAAGUACCUGGUCAAGGAAGGACUCUAUGACUUUUUGAACUGGUUCGAUGAGCGCAGCUGGUAUCCACUGGGACGUAUUGUCGGUGGAACACUCUACCCUGGAUUGAUGGCCACAGCGGCCGCUGUUCAUUGGCUGCUCAACUCGCUUAACCUCACUGUCAACAUCCGUAACGUUUGUGUACUGCUCUCCCCAUGGAUGGCCAGCAACACUGCCAUGAUCACAUACAAGUUUGCCAAGGAACUAAAGGACACUCAGACUGGUCUAGUGGCCGCCGCCAUUAUUGCAAUAGUUCCAGGCUACAUCUCUCGUUCUGUGGCCGGCUCCUUUGACAAUGAGGGUAUUGCCAUCUUUGCCCUGAUCUUCACCUACUUUUGCUGGAUCAAGUCAGUUAACACUGGUAGUUUGGCCUGGGCGGCCGUGUGCUCUCUGGCCUACUUCUACAUGGCCAGCGCUUGGGGUGGAUACGUGUUCAUAAUCAACUUGAUCCCUUUGCAUGUAAUUGCCCUACUUUUGACGGGUCGCUACUCCCACCGCCUCUACGUCGCCUACUCAACAGUCUAUGUGGUGGGCACCAUUCUCUCGAUGCAGAUUAACUUCAUUGGCUUCCAGCCCGUGCAAUCUAGUGAGCACAUGGCGGCACUUGGCGUGUUUGGCCUACUGCAAAUGUUUGCCGGUCUCAACUACAUCAAGUCCAUGCUGACACCAGAGGCAUACUCUCGUCUCCAGCGUUUGACUCUUCUCACAAUACUGUCAGCAGCUGUGGCCGCCUUUGUCAUUGGCAUGAUCACAGGUUACAUCUCACCAUGGAAUGGUCGUUUCUACUCACUGCUCGACCCGACUUACGCCCGCGAUCACAUCCCAAUCAUUGCCUCGGUGUCUGAGCAUCAACCCACCACCUGGUCCUCCUACUACUUUGACCUGCAUAUCCUAGUGUUCUUGUUCCCUGCCGGCCUCUACUUUUGUUUCACCGAUCUGACCGAUGGUAAGAUCUUCUUGAUCCUCUAUGGAGUAACAGCGAUCUAUUUCUCUGGUGUCAUGGUGCGACUCAUGUUGGUACUUGCGCCAGUGGCCUGCGUGUUGGCCGCCGUAGCAAUCUCCUCCACACUCCAGACCUAUUCAAAGAUACUCAAGUCGCCUUCGACCGAGACCAACUCAAAGGAAUCAGGUGGAGUUAUGAUCAGUCUUCUCACCGUUCUGCUUGUGCUCUAUGCCUUCCACUGCACCUGGGUCACCUCAGAGGCAUACUCAUCGCCAUCGAUCGUGCUCUCAGCCAAGCAGGGUGACUCACGAGUCAUCUUUGAUGACUUCCGUGAGGCCUAUCGUUGGAUCGGACAGAACACCGCUGAUGAUGCGCGUAUCAUGUCCUGGUGGGACUAUGGCUACCAACUGUCGGCCAUGUCCAACAGGACGACGUUGGUCGACAACAACACUUGGAACAACUCGCAUAUUGCACUCGUUGGUAAGGCUUUUGCCUCAACCGAGGAGGACGCCUAUAAGAUCAUGCGCGAGCUUGACGUCGACUAUGUACUGGUCCUUUUUGGUGGCUUGACAGGCUACUCCUCGGACGACAUCAACAAGUUCCUCUGGAUGGUCAGGAUCGGUGGUAGUACAGACAAAUCAAUCGUAGAGUCGGAUUACCUUGCCAACGGUCACUACCGAAUAGACUCUGGUGCGUCACCCAAGAUGCUCAACACACUCAUGUACAAACUGUGUUACUACAGGUUCUCCGAGGUGCACACUGACUAUGGAAAGCCCUCUGGAUUCGAUCGUGUGCGUAACGUCGAGAUUGGCAACAAGAACUUCCAGCUCAAGUAUCUCGAAGAGGCCUUCACCUCUCUACAUUGGUUGGUCCGCGUCUACAAGGUCAAGGAUCUUGAGAACAGAGCUUAA
Acytostelium subglobosum LB1 is the source of this 2142-nucleotide messenger RNA. RefSeq lists its product as hypothetical. The transcript has 3 exons. The annotation marks the transcript as partial. Gene Ontology annotation, molecular function: oligosaccharyl transferase activity. Gene Ontology annotation, cellular component: membrane. The record is from RefSeq and is a predicted model, not a curated record. Lineage: Eukaryota; Evosea; Eumycetozoa; Acytosteliales; Acytosteliaceae.